This is a messenger RNA of Parathielavia appendiculata, 1444 nucleotides long. RefSeq names its product Diphthamide synthesis. Gene Ontology annotation, molecular function: 2-(3-amino-3-carboxypropyl)histidine synthase activity. The record is from RefSeq and is a predicted model, not a curated record. Gene Ontology annotation, biological process: protein histidyl modification to diphthamide. Bases 182 to 1312 code for a protein of 376 amino acids. NCBI's taxonomy places the organism in Eukaryota, Fungi, Ascomycota, Sordariomycetes, Sordariales, Chaetomiaceae. The transcript has a single exon.
CAACCCAAGAAGCGCUUCGUUGGCAGGCGGGCAGCGACAGAGGUGGCAAAAUCCAGCACAGGACCAGCCUCGAUAGAGGACAGCGGGGCCAUUCAAGGUACUGGGACUACAGAUCAGUCUAAGCAAACAAGAAGUGAGGCUGAUUGCCGUCACAGUUGCUCAGCCAAGGAGGCCACCCAGGAUGCUCAAUCAAGUACCCCUUGAGAUCCUCAAUGACGAGGCGCUGAAGGCCGCCAUAGCCCUUCUACCGGCAAACUACUCCUUUGAAAUACCCAAGACGAUUCACCGCAUCCGCUCACUAGGAGCCAAGAGGGUUGCCCUGCAGAUGCCCGAGGGCCUGCUAAUGUUCGCUGCCACCAUAUCCGACAUCCUCACCCAGUUCUGUCCGGGUAUCGAAACACUAAUCAUGGGCGAUGUCACGUACGGCGCGUGCUGCAUCGACGACUACACGGCGCGGGCAAUGGGGUGCGAUCUGCUGGUGCACUACGCCCACAGCUGCCUCAUCCCAGUGGACGUGACCAAGAUCAAGACGCUGUACGUCUUUGUCGACAUCAGCAUCGACACUUCGCAUCUUCUCGCCACUCUGGAGCGCAACUUCUCGCCAGGAAAAACGAUCGCCCUGGUCGGAACGAUUCAGUUCAACGCGACCAUUCACGGCGUGCGGUCAACGCUGGAGAAGGCAGGGUUCAAGGUGAUUGUGCCGCAGAUUGCACCACUGUCCAAGGGAGAAAUCCUAGGCUGCACAUCCCCCAAUCUGUCCACAUACACCGACAGCCCGGUGGAUUUGAUCUUGUACCUCGGCGACGGCCGCUUCCAUCUCGAGAGCAUCAUGAUCCACAACCCCAACAUCCCAGCCUACCGGUACGACCCGUACUCGCGCAAGCUGACGCACGAGACGUACGGCCACGACGAGAUGCAGGAUUUGCGGCGGGACGCUAUCCGGAUAGCCAAGAAGGCCAAGAAAUGGGGGCUCAUUCUGGGCUCGCUAGGACGGCAGGGGAACCCGCAUACGAUGGCGCUUAUAGAGACCAAACUGAAGCAAAUGAACAUCCCGUUCGUCAACCUGCUGUUGAGCGAGAUCUUCCCGGGCAAGCUAGCGAUGAUGAGCGACGUCGAGUGCUGGGUGCAGGUAGCGUGCCCCCGGCUAAGCAUCGACUGGGGAUAUGCGUUCCCCCGGCCGCUGUUGACGCCGUACGAGGCGUUGGUUGCGCUGGAGGAGAAGGAAGACUGGGGGGAGGGCCCAUACCCGAUGGAUUAUUAUGGUAAACAGGGGCUCGGGAGAACCAGGCCAGUUGCUUCUGGGCCCAGCUAGAUGGAUCAGUAAUAAAUGCUGAGCAGUUCAGUUAUGUCGCGAAGAUGUCGCCUUCGGGUUGUGAUGCCUUUACACCAGACCGCCAAGCUGAUGCUCGCAGACGCUGCUGCGCGACAAUUCCCUUCAUCCAUG